This is a messenger RNA of Olea europaea var. sylvestris, 1404 nucleotides long. RefSeq lists its product as uncharacterized. The transcript is spliced from 2 exons. The record is from RefSeq and is a predicted model, not a curated record. Bases 1 to 1404 code for a protein of 467 amino acids. Lineage: Eukaryota; Viridiplantae; Streptophyta; Magnoliopsida; Lamiales; Oleaceae.
AUGGCCAACGGACAGAAUAAUCCAAUUAUUCAAGUGAACGAAGAAGCAGUGGUUAAUGAAGGAAACAUGCUAGUUGGGGACUUUAUGACUCCACAAAUUAUUCAAAGCCAAUCUAGCAUCGUUUAUCCUCUGUUUGGACAACCAAAUUUUCAGCUGAAGACCAAUGUCAUUCAUUUAUUCCAAAAUGGACAUCAAUUUUAUGGCAGGUCUGAUGAAAAUCCACAUAUACAUGUCUCUCAAUUUUUGGAGAUGUGUCAACACUUUAAAUAUCAAGGGAUUUCAGAUGAUGCAAUCAAAUUGAGAUUAUUUCCACAUACUCUACGGGAUAGAGCGCUUGAAUGGUUAGAUUCACAGCCUAUUGCUAGUAUCACCACUUGGAAUGACUUGGCUAAAAAAUUUUGCACCAAAUUCUUCCCACCGGCUAAGAUUACGAAAUUGAAGCAUGACAUAUCCAUAUUUGGGCAGGGAGAAACCGAAUCCUUUGAAGCUUGGAAUAGAUUCAAGAACAUGCUUUGGAAGUGCCCUCAUCAUGGCAUCAACAAAGGGCUUCAGGUCCAAUAUUUUUAUGCAGGUCUACUUCCAUCUUAUAAAAGCUUGGUGGACUCAUCAUCUAAUGGCUCCUUAUCCACAAAGACAAUUGAUGAAGCUUUGGAGUUGUUUGAGAGUGUGGCUACUACCACAGCCAUGUGGGCCUCUAAGCGUGUUGUUUACAAGAAAGUACCAGAAGUUUAUGAGGUGGAUACGUAUACAGCGUUGUCUGCAAAAAUUGACUCUUUGGUUCAUAAGGUAGAGAGCAUGUCACAGUCAGCUAAUGUAGUACAGGCUAAAAGAGCAAGUUGUGAAGAAUGUGGGGUGGAUCACAGUACAUUGGAGGAAGCACCCGAAUUUUCCUGGAGUAAUCAGAAUCUCACUGCACCACAUGGUUCUCAGUUUCAGCAAGCAGAGAAGAGAACUUCCUUGGAAGAGAUGUUUGGUAAAUUCAUGGAAAAGACAGAUCAGUACAUGAAUGCGAAUAAUCAAUUUAUGAGGAAGAUUGAGACAACUAUCCAGAAUCAAAGUGCUGUAAUUAAAAACUUGGAGACUCAGAUGGGACAGAUGGCAGAAGUUAUAUCGGGCAGAGCACCAUGUACAUUGCCAAGCAAUACAGAGGUUAAUCCGAAAGAACACGUCAAAGCAAUUACUACUAGAAGUGGGGUCCAAUUACCUGAGUUCCAUGUUAAGAGGCCAACUGCAAAUAAGGAAAAAGUACCCUCUACUGAUGAAGAGCAUGCAGAACAGACUGAACAAACAACAGAUACAUCUAUCAAAGAGAGUUCAAAUACACUGCAAGUUAAGGAAGCUGCUCCUAUUAAACCAUACGAGUCGCCAAUUCCAUUUCCUCAGAGGUUGCAAAACACAAGUUAG